Molecule: messenger RNA, 4434 nt
Organism: Phycodurus eques (leafy seadragon)
Lineage: Eukaryota; Metazoa; Chordata; Actinopteri; Syngnathiformes; Syngnathidae
Gene: ppp6r3
Product: protein phosphatase 6, regulatory subunit 3
Exons: 25
Coding region: 437-2938 (833 amino acids)
Cellular component (GO): nucleus; cytosol
Molecular function (GO): protein phosphatase binding; protein phosphatase regulator activity
Source: RefSeq, a predicted model, not a curated record
CAAUAGAAGACAAAGCACUGUUUGGAGUGAUCGGAUUGUAACCAAUGGUCCUACUGUUACCGCCUGAGCGACCGACCCCUUAUAUGCUGUGGGGGAAGGAAUCGAUGCCAUUGACUGGACGGGAACGCCAUCUUGGAAAGUAUCCUCCAUUGCCAACUAUUGCACGUCCAGUCCUUUUUAAAUGUUUUAUUUCCCCAUCACAUUUUCUAUUUCUUUGUGUUUGGGAGCCAUUACUGCUGUCGGACUACCGGAAAGAUAUUCAUGCUGGACACUCGGCGUUGGGAAAUUUGUCGGUGGUGUUCAGCUACAUGUGCGCUGCUGUUGCGAUAGUCUAGCUGCCUGAAAAACCUGGAAUGGGCCACAAAUAUCACACCCCAGAACAGACUUUUUUUUAAAUCUGAGCUCUGGUGUCCGGACUACCAACAAAUAGGAAAAUAUGUUUUGGAAAUUUGACCUCCAUGCCACAUCACACAUUGACACUCUGCUGGAGAGGGACGAUGUAAGACUAACAGAUAUAAUGGAUGAGGAAGAUGUUCUGCAAGAGUGCAAAGCCCAAAACCACAAACUAGUUGACUUCCUCCUGAGACCAGAGUGCAUGGAAGACCUUGUCACCUUCAUCACGGAGGAACCAAGUGCCGAUGUUGAGGAAGACAUUAAAUACAAGUAUCCCAACAUAUCAUGUGAGCUGCUUACAUCAGAUGUGAGCCAAAUUAACGACAGAUUAGUGGAAGAUGAAAAUCUCCUGAUGAAAUUGUAUAGCUUUCUUGAAAAUGAGCCACCUCUUAAUCCUCUUCUGGCCAGCUUCUUCUCCAAGGUCCUGUCUAUUCUUGUAGGACGCAAACCUGAACAGAUCGUGGAGUUUCUCCGGAAGAGGGAGGAUUUUGUAGACCUGAUGAUCAAACACAUAGGGACAUCAGCCAUUAUGGACUUGCUUCUCAGAAUGCUCACCUGCAUUGAACCACAGGUGCUGCGACAGGAUGUUCUUAAUUGGCUAAAUCAGGAAAAUAUAAUUCAGAGGCUUGUGGACAUGGUACAACCCUCUCAGGAUGAGGAUAGACACUCCAACGCCUCACAGUCACUGUGCGAGAUCAUUAGACUGAGCAGAGACCAGAUGUUCCAGGUCCAGGGAUGCCCACAGCCAGAUCCAUUACUGGCUACACUUGAAAAGCAGACCACAGUGGAGAAGCUGCUGUCUCAUAUCUUCGAUAAGGAGAAGAAUGAAUCUGCAAUUGUCAGUGUUAUCCAGAUCCUUCUUACGUUGUUUGAGACAAGACGACCAGCGUUUGAGGGCCAUAUGGAAUGCUCCCCUAGCAUGUCCCACCCUUCAUUCUCAGUCAACCAUAGCAUCUUGGAGGCUGUGAGACCACGACUUAAAGAUUUUCAUCAACUACUGCUGGAUCCCCCGAAGAAUGACAUGAUGAGGACAACGUGGGGAGUGCUUGAUCCUCCUGUGGGUAACACUCGGCUCCAUGUGGUCAGACUAGUGGUCAGUCUGUUGCAAACCAACAAUCCCUGUAUCAGUAAAGAGCUCAUUCACCGCAACACCCUGGGAGUAAUACUUGAUAUGUAUUUCAGAUACAUCUGGAACAACUUCCUCCACAUUCAGGUGGAAAUCUGUACAGCUGUGAUUUUGGUCAUGCCUCCUUUUACCACUGACGUCCAGCUAGACACAGAACAGGAAAAUGCCAGAGAGAGCAUCCUCGUCAGAGAUUUGUUUCAAAAAUGCCAUUUCAUACAGAGAAUCGUGGAAGCUUGGAACACUAAUGAAAAGGAGCAGGCAGAAGGUGGCCGACGGCGAGGCUACAUGGGUCAUCUCACCAGAAUAGCUAAUUCAAUAAUUCACAACUGUGACAAAGGGCCUAAUGGAUUGCAGAUACAACAGCUCAUCUCUGAGUUAAAAGUGGAGGACAGAGAAAAAUGGGAGGCCUUCAUAUCUGGGCAGCUGGCUGACACAAACAAGAGAAACACUGUUGACCUGGUGAACACACACCAGAUCCAAUCCUCAACUGAUGAUGAGGUUGACUUUAAAGAUAGCAGCUUUCACCAUGACUCGUCUCUACAACAAGCGUUUUCUGAUUAUCAGAUGCAACAAAUGACGUCCAAUUUUAUUGAGCAGUUUGGCUUCAAUGACGAAGAGUUUGCGGAUCCGGAUGAUGUUUUGGAUAUUCCCUUUGACAGAAUAUCAGACAUCAGUUUUUCACUGAAUACAAAUGAAAGUGUGAAAGUAGCAAUGUUUGAAGCACGCUGUAGGGAGAAAAUCCAGCAGUUUGAGGAUGCUGGUUCAGAUGAUGAGGAUAUCUGGGAUGAAAAAGAUGUCACCUUUGCACCAGAGGCACAGAGGCGCCCCAGGAGUGCAGGGAGCACAGACAGCGAGGACAGCACUGACUCGGAGGAAGAGGAUUCCAAGAAAGAUACAUUUGAAGCGUCGAAUCCCAGCACUGAAGACAUUAUGGAAGUUGAAACAGACACAGCAUGGAGCAACUAUUGUGCUCCAAAUUCCAACUCUGAGACAGGCUGGGCUGAUUUCUCCAACUUCUCCCCCACCAGCCCCAAUGACCCACUAAUGUGCAACUCUCCCGUUGCUAUGGAAACCAACAUAGAGAAGCUGGAUCCGCUGGGCGUCAUUGGACCAUUAUAUUCAGAGGAAAGUCAUGGCUGGUUGAGUCCUGGUAUUUCUUCUUCCUCCUCUGUCACUUCUAAGAGUUGUGCAAGAUCUAAAAUGGCGGAUGAAACUACCUGCAAUGUGCAACGCAGUAUUACAGAUACAGUCGUUAAUGGCUCCAUAAAAGAGACUUUCAGCCUCACUGUUGAUGCAAAGACGGAGACAGCUGUCUUCAAGAGAGUGUUGAAAUCAUAUCGCAGUGAGAAGUGCAAGUACACAUUGGAAUUCCCCAAUGGCACUCAAGAGGAAAUGUCAAGCAUAGAUGAUGCCAAAUAGCUGCGUUUAGGCUCCGGCACGCCCGCGACCCGAGUGAGGAAAAGCGGCACAGAAAAGGGGGAGGGGUUUGUCCUGCCUACACAACUGGAGCCAUCAGUGUAAAAGCACAGCGCCUAAUGGUUAAUGCAGGAAAUCGCCCAUCAACACUGUCUCUGCAUGGGUUGCUGUUCAUUCAAGCAGAGCACACCUAUUUUUUGGAUGUGUGUGGAUGGUGACGUCAGGUGGACCAAUACGCUAAAAACGCAACACUUUUAUUUUUGCUCCCUAGAUCUAAAAACCUUUUCUCCAUACACAAAAGGCCAUUUCCCUCAAGUAUUGUUCACAAAUCUGUCUAAAUCUCUGUCAGUGAGCAUUUGUCCUUUGUCGAGAUAAUCCAUCCCACCUCACAGCUGCUGCAACAAGCGGUUUUGCAUAACCAAAGAAUUCCUGCACCAACUGUCAGAAACCAUCUCAGGGAAGCUCAUCUGCAUGCUCGUCGUCCUCGUCGGCGUCGCGACCUGACUGCAGUUCGUCGUCGUCGCGUCUGGCACGUUGGAGAGGUGUUCUCUUCACGGGGGAAUCCCGGUUUUCAGUGUUCAAGGCAGAUGGCAGAGAGCGGGUGUGUGGCGCCGUGUGGGUGAGCGGUGUGCGGAUGUCAACGUUGUGGAUCGAGUGGCCCAUGGUGGCGAUGGGGUUAUGGUAUGUUAGGGGCAAUGAACACAGGUGCAUUUUGAAUGCACAGAGAGAUGCCGUGAUGAGAUCCUGAGGCCGAUUGUUGUGCCAGCAUCUCGAUGUGCCACACCUCUGAGGUGGGGAUGGAUUAUCUCGACAAAGGAGAAAUGCUCCCUAACACAGAUUUCGACAGAUUUGUGAACAAUAUUUGAGGGGAGUGGGCCUUUCGUGGAUGAAGAAAAAGUUUUAGAUCUUUGAGACCAGCUCACGAAAAAUGGGAGCAAAAACAAAAGUGUUAUAUUUUUGUUCGGUGUAGCACCAGCGCCUCACUAAAGUGUCAGUAACUAUUAUUGAAUUGCAUAAGUGAAAUUGUUCAAUUUAUAUAAAUAGUAAAAUGUAAAAAUUGCUCGCUACUUCGUCAAUUAACAUCUGGGGUGCGCGGUUCCUGUGACGUAACCCCCUGGAUAAACGAGGGAUUACUGUACUGCUGCAUACCGGACCAAGUAGGUACUGUACCUUAGUUUGUUGUAUAAUCUGAUACUGUACCUCUCAAUGUGCAGUCAUUGUACAAAUAUGACUAGCAUAGUAUAACUAUUUUGAUUAAUUUCCAUGUACCAAUAUGAAUCAUCUUCAAUAUAUAACAAACAAGUACCCCAUAUAACAUAAAUGAGACGCCGAUAGAUUUCUUUGAAAAUGUUUCAUUUCAAAAUCAAUAUUGUCCAUGGUAUAUUAUACUACAAAAUACUCUAUGUGAGCCAAUGUGCAUACACAAAGUGUACUUUGUGUUAAAAUGAUUUUUUCAAAAAUGUUCCAACCUACCUUGCUUUCUUCCUUUCUCCUGAUUU